CAGAUACUUACCUUCAUUAAUAAAAAUCAAUGAAUUAAAGUAUAAGGAGGAUUAUUUCAUUUAUUUCACUACAACAAUAUAUGAAUUAAACAUUCUAUCCUUCAUUUGAAGAUAGUUCGACGUGAUAUCACUUAAACCGAUGUUUUGUCGAGGAUGCAAAAUCAAAGAAACGAGUACUCCAUAUCCUUGCGGAAUCUCAGCUAUAUCAUAUUGACAAUUUCAACAGGAAUAGUCAUCCAUCGCAAGUUUCGAAGAAUAAAAGACAUUGAAGAUUUAUCCUCUAGAUUUUUUCGUGGGCAACAGAAGUCUCUUACGAAACUUAAUAGCCUGUAUGGUUAUGUAACCUCUGUUGGAGAUGGAGACAAUUUCCGAUUCUAUCACACGCCUGGAGGCCGUUUACUAGGUUGGCAUUGGCUUAGAAAAGUCCCAUCUAAUCGAAAUGCUUUAAAAAAUGAAACCCUCAGCAUUCGACUUUCUGGAAUUGACGCUCCAGAGUCAGGUUAUUUUGGAAAACUGGGUCAACCUUUUUCACUGGAAGCUAAACAAUUUCUCGCGAGAAAGUUAGAGCAUCGUUCUGUUCGAGUGUAUCCAUUGCAUCGUGAUCAAUACAACCGUGCUGUAUGCGGUGUAACGUACUAUCCUAUUCGGUGGCUUUUUUUCAAACGGGACAUUGGCCCUCAGCUUGUCUCUAGAGGACUUGCCGUUGUCUAUGAAGGUGCUAAUUCUUCUUACUAUCCAACUGAAAAAUCGGUUUUGAUGAAAAUACAAGAAACCGCCAGAAAACGAAAAUUAGGCAUGCAUUCCCUUGGAAAUAAGCUAGAGCUUCCUAAAGAUUAUAAAAAACGAAAUAAGUAAAACUUGUUCUGUGUUUCUCUAAACUCCGCGGCACAACCGCGGUUCCCAGACUUACCUACCCUGGGAUCCCUCGGUCCUGCUGAGGGCAAAGCACCA
Messenger RNA from Schizosaccharomyces japonicus yFS275, 951 nucleotides. Its product is annotated as nuclease. The coding region runs from base 154 to 855 and encodes 233 amino acids. Gene Ontology annotation, cellular component: membrane; mitochondrion. The record is from RefSeq and is a predicted model, not a curated record. NCBI's taxonomy places the organism in Eukaryota, Fungi, Ascomycota, Schizosaccharomycetes, Schizosaccharomycetales, Schizosaccharomycetaceae. The transcript has a single exon.